This is a messenger RNA of Magallana angulata, 1873 nucleotides long. RefSeq names its product T-complex protein 1 subunit alpha-like. The transcript has 12 exons. Lineage: Eukaryota; Metazoa; Mollusca; Bivalvia; Ostreida; Ostreidae. The coding region runs from base 84 to 1754 and encodes 556 amino acids. Gene Ontology annotation, biological process: protein folding. The record is from RefSeq and is a predicted model, not a curated record. Gene Ontology annotation, cellular component: chaperonin-containing T-complex. Gene Ontology annotation, molecular function: ATP hydrolysis activity; ATP-dependent protein folding chaperone; ATP binding.
AUCACUGCGAGUCCGACCGGAAGUGAACCGAAAUAAGAGAGGCACGAACAGUUAGCGAACCUCUUCACAAAACAGGAAUCAUCAUGGCGGACACCUCACCGACUCUCACUGUAGGAGGAGACAGAACGACGGGACAGUCUGUGAGGACACAAAAUGUUCUUGCAGCUAGUUCCAUUGCAAACAUUGUCAAAAGCAGUCUUGGACCAGUUGGUCUCGAUAAAAUGUUGGUCGAUGACAUUGGAGAUGUAACAAUCACCAAUGAUGGCGCAACAAUCCUAAAGCUUUUGGAAGUUGAACACCCAGCAGCAAAGGUCCUUGUAGAACUAGCAGAACUUCAGGACCAAGAAGUCGGCGAUGGAACCACAUCUGUUGUGAUCAUUGCUGCUGAACUUCUAAAGAAUGCAGAUGAGUUGGUGAAAUGUAGGAUCCACCCCACCUCCAUUAUUAGUGGAUACAGACUGGCAUGCAAGGAAGCUUGCAAAUACAUUCAAGAGCAUUUGACCAUCAAUGUCGAGGAAUUAGGAAAGGAAUGCAUCAUAAACGCUGCCAAGACGAGCAUGUCUAGUAAAAUCAUAGGAUCUGAAUCAGAUUUCUUCUCUAAUAUGGUUGUGGAAGCUGCCAAUGCAAUCAAGACCUCUGAUGGUAAAGGAGGUUACAAAUAUCCAAUCAAAGCCAUCAAUGUUCUAAAGGCUCAUGGGAAAAGUUCUAAAGAAAGCACCAUGGUUCAUGGAUAUGCCCUCAACUGUACUGUAGCCUCUCAAGCUAUGACCAAAAAAGUAGUAGGGGCAAAGAUAGCUUGCUUAGACUUUAGUUUACAGAAGACAAAGAUGAAAAUGGGUGUUCAAGUUUUAAUAGAUAGUCCUGAACAAUUAGAUGGUGUACGACAAAGAGAGUAUGAUAUUACAAAGGAAAGGAUAGAGAAGAUUUUAGGAGCUGGAGCCAAUGUAAUUCUGACCACCGGAGGAAUUGAUGACUUGUGUCUGAAGUAUUUUGUGGAGGCCGGAGCCCUCGCUGUCAGGCGCUGUAAGAAGGUGGACCUCAAGAGGAUCGCCAAAGCUACAGGAGGUCAGUUAGUAAUGACCUUGGCUAAUCUGGAAGGAGAGGAGUCUUUUGAUGCCUCCAUGUUAGGAAGUGCAGAGGAAGUUGUUCAAGAACGUAUUUGUGAUGAUGAACUCAUUCUUGUGAAAGGACCAAAGGCUAGAACAGCAGCUUCUAUUAUCUUGAGAGGAGCUAAUGACUUUAUGUGUGAUGAGAUGGAGCGCUCUGUCCAUGAUGCCCUGUGUGUUGUGAAGAGAGUCCUCGAGUCCAAGUCUGUCGUCCCUGGGGGUGGAGCAGUAGAGGCUGCCCUGUCGAUUUACCUAGAAAACUUUGCCACCUCUUUGGGUUCAAGGGAACAGCUAGCUAUUGCUGAAUUUGCAAGAUCUCUGUUAGUAAUCCCUAAACAGCUAGGAAUAAAUGCAGCCCAGGAUGCUACAGACCUUGUUGCCAAAUUAAGGGCCUACCAUAACAUGUCUCAAACCAAGCAAGAGCACAAGGACCUUAGAUGGGUUGGCCUGGACCUGUAUCAAGGCACAGUAAGAGACAACAAAAAGGCUGGAGUAUUGGAGCCCGCAAUGUCCAAAAUCAAGUCCCUCAAGUUUGCCACCGAGGCUGCCAUCACCAUUCUGAGAAUUGAUGACAUGAUCAAGCUUGUGGACCAGGAAAGGGGGCGGGGCAAAACCUACCAGGACGCUCUCAAUGCCGGCGAGCUGUAAAUCCAUGAACAAACCUUAUCUGUAUAUAAAUCCAUGAACUGAUGAACAAUAGAAAAUCUAUACCCUUCAUUUUGCUAUGAUUGUGCUUGAUAAUGAAAAUAAAGUAACUUAUUCCUAAA